AUGGCGACAGCGAAUCCUUUUGAUUUGUUGGGAGACGAUGAUACGGAGGACCUGUCGCAGCUUAUGCAAAAGAUCGAGCCGAAGAAAGCCCUAGCUCCCUCGGCCACACCAAAGCAUCAGCCGCAAAAUAAGUCGGCGGCUGCUGCGGCGAAUGCUAAGCUUCCCUCGAAGCCUCUUCCCCCGGCUCAGGCUGUCAGAGAGGCAAAAUCUGACUCUGCACGAGGAGGCCGUGGUGGACGAGGAUAUGGGCGUGGGCGUGGUGGUGGCCGUGGUUACAACAGAGACUCUACCAACAACGAGAAUUCAUAUGGAAAUAUGGAAAUUUCAGGUGGUCAAGGACCUCAAGAUGCAUCUGGAGAAGCCGAUACCAGAAAGCCGUUUGAAAGGCGUGGUGGCUAUGGUGGACCUCGUGGUCCUUAUGGAGGUGGUCGCCGAGGUGGCUUCAACAAUGGAGAAGUGGGGGAAGGUGAGCAGGAAAGGCCACGUCGGGUUUUUGAUCACCAUAGUGGCUCUGGGCAGGGAAAUGAGAUAAAACGUGAAGGAGCUGGCAGUGGUAACUGGGGAGCUCAGACUGAUGAACUGGUUGAAGUUACCGAGGAAGUUGUCAUUGAACGUGAGAAAAAUCUGAAUGCUGAGAGUCCCUCAGGAGAGGAGGAUGCAGCACAUGGAAACAAGGAAACUUCUGUAAUUGAAAUUGAAGAGAAGGAACCUGAAGAUAAAUUUAAGGAGAUGACUCUUGAAGAGUACGAGAAGGUUCUAGAGGAGAAAAGGAAGGCUCUCCAGAAUCUUAAAACUGAGGAGAGGAAAGUUGACGGGAAAGAGUUUGUAUCUAUGCAACAACUUGCAAACAAGAAAAAUAAUGAUGACAUAUUCAUCAAAUUGGGCUCUUUCAAGGAUAAGAAGAAAGAAUUGGCCGAGAAGGAAGAGAGAACCAAAAAGUCUGUCAGUAUUAACGAGUUCUUGAAGCCUGCUGAGGGUGAAAAGUACUAUUCUCCUGGUGGCCGUGGUCGUGGACGUGGUCGUGGUUCCAGAGGAGGUUACAAUGGUGGUGGUGAGAUGAGCAAUGAGAGAGCGCCUGCCAUUGAAGAUCCAGGACAGUUCCCUACCUUGGGUGGAAAAUGA
Molecule: messenger RNA, 1122 nt
Organism: Fraxinus pennsylvanica
Lineage: Eukaryota; Viridiplantae; Streptophyta; Magnoliopsida; Lamiales; Oleaceae
Source: the annotation of a GenBank genome assembly